AAAUCUUUAAAUAUCAAUGAAGUUUAUAGUUCGCUUACAAAAAAUUACAACGAUCAGUACACGCGUAUGCCGGUGGUGUCGCUGUAUGCAAUGGUCCUGUAUACUCUCACUGGACCAUCCUAUUUUCAUUUAUGUAUUUGCGUUUGUAUGCAUAUAAAUAUACUUAUAUAGAAAUGGACGUGAAUAGACCUGAAACAUCAAGCAAUGGAAUGCCAAUGUUUAUUAUCAUUUUUUAAUCAUAUUUUGUAACGCGUAUUCGAAAACAGAAUAUUUAAGUAUUUUACAGAACUAACAUAAUCGGCUAGAACAGGAUUGUACGUUCACUCUUCGAUCAUAUUUCCUGUUUCAAGUGAUAUUCUUCAGGAAAACUUAGGUUUGUGAAAUGUGUGCUACAGUAUUUAUGAGUUUCCUUUAAACGGUAGAUAUUCAGUGAAAAAGUUAUUUGAAAAGCGUUAUCGAGCAAUAUAUACGAAAUAACCUAACCGGUGAAAUGGCAUCAUCGUUAUCAGCAUAUUGGGUAAAAUUCUUUAAGGGUGCAGGAUUUCCUCAAGAUGUAGCCACAAAGCAUGCCGUUGUAUUUUCUAAUAAUCGUAUAAAACCAGAUAUGCUGCCAGAUUUGGACAAACCUAGUCUAAAAGAAAUGGGCAUAACUUUAAUGGGAGAUAUGAUUGCGAUUUUAAGGUAUGCAAAGAAAGUAGUCGAAGAGACGACGUGUGAAAGAUUUCUUGUCGAUACAGAAGACCCAUCCACAAUUCCGAAACAAAUCGCAAAGAAAGUAGUGACUAAAACACCUAUUAAAACAGUGGCUUCCAAAGUUAAAUCUGAUGCUGUAGUCACAAAGAAGAUUGUGAAAGUUCCGACAAGUUCAGUGAAGAAAACUGUUAGUGUUAAAAAACCAGUAUCCACAUCUAACGAAGUAAUAGCGGACUUUACCAAUCAAAAGAAACAAACUAUUCUCAAAAGAAAAUUAGAUAAUGAAGAAUAUGACAGUAACAAUGAAGAAGAAUGGAAUGGAACAGUUAAAAAAAUAAAGUCAUUAGAUAAUAAGGAUGAUAAAGUAGGCUAUACAGUAAUACUUCCAAAAGGAUCAACAUCUAGAAGUCAACAGAUUCUUAAAAAGUCUACAGAACAAAAGAGAACUGUUUUCGAUAGACUAGGUGAUAGUUCUGUAACCAGUACAACAAACCUGGCAGAAACAUCUCCAACAUUUAAUAUUACUGGAUUAGGAAAAGAUGUGUUGAAGAGAUCUAUAAGUGUCUUUAAACGAUUAGGAGAUAAAGAUGCCCAGAAAGAUAAUACAACUCAAGUAGGUAUAUUAAAAAAUGGAGCAUCUAGUACGGGAAUACUAAAGACUAAAAGUACUGGCACGAGAACCUCCAUCAUUACAACAAAUAAAGUAAUACCAAAAACCAUGGGGACAAUGAGAGCUGAUCAAGAAGCUAGUAGAAAAGUUAUGACAAGCAAUAUGACUCAACUAGUGAAAACAAGUAAAAAAAUUUCUUUCAAUAACACAUCUUCAAACAAUACUAGAACAACAAAGUCUAGCGUUACAUCCGGAAAAUUAGCCUCUGAACGACUGACUUCGAUACCAGCGAAAGCACGUUUGGGAACAGUAAAGCCAACUGGCACUAAACAAGUAACUUUUGAUAGAAUUACAACAGUGGCACAUCUAAAGAAACCAGAUGUUUUCAGUCGCCUUGGAAUUUGAAUACUAUGAAUCCCUUGUAUUAAAUUAAUAUGUCUACAAAUAAGACUUCUUUGUACAAAGUUAAAUAGUUUCGUACAAUAUAGUAUGUAGAAGUACAGAAAGUACUUACUAUCAUUAAAUGGUGUUAAUUAAAAAGUAACAUUAAAUAUGAAGACUCUUCAAAAAUCUUAUUAUUUUCUAGUAAUCGAUCAUUGUAGACUCGUAAUUUCAUUAAAAGAUGCAGGUACAUUUAACAAUACAAUUAUACUUUUAUUUUCAUAAAAGCGUAUAAAAAUUAUAUUUUCCGUACAAUCUUUUCAUAUUAAUUAACAGUCUUAGAUGUACGUUUUUAUUAACACGAAUAUGAAAUGUAUACAAAUAUAUGACUUUUAAUCAGGAAAUGAUAUUAGAAAAAUCAGUACAUUGUUUAAUACUAAUAAACAACUUUUUAUACAAAAUAAUUUAUGAUUUUUGUAGUUUACACAUGAAUGAAUUUGGGUUUGUACAUAACAAUCGUAAGUCCCAGAGGGAACUCAUGCUUCAAUACAUAAAAUCAAAGUAAUAAUACCUAAUUUUCAAUAUUCGCUCGAGUUACGUGCAAAAGUGAUGUUUUUUGUAAUAUAAAAAAUAAAAAAAAUACUAUACAUGUUAUAACAAUAAGUUAAUUUGU
Molecule: messenger RNA, 2357 nt
Organism: Nomia melanderi (Alkali bee)
Lineage: Eukaryota; Metazoa; Arthropoda; Insecta; Hymenoptera; Halictidae
Cellular component (GO): nucleus
Source: RefSeq, a predicted model, not a curated record